CCUGCACGUGCACGCGCACACACGUACGCAGUUUAUAUUGUCUCUCCUGGAUCCGCGCAGAGAGCAGAGCCAGACCCAACCUGACGGCAGGAACCGGAAACUGCUGAUGCUGAGCUGAUCCACCAGGAUGCCAACAGAAAAGGAAAAAACAGAACUUCUAUAUUUGAAUUUGGGCUUAUGUCAGCCACACUUCUAAAGCUCCCAUGGACGAAUCCCCAUCAAAAGUUCUUGCAUCCUGCUCAUAACCAGCACUUCGUUUUGGUUUCCUUCCCCUCCUCUUCCUGUCAACUCUGUUCUGAUCCCCUGCACACUUUGGUUCUGCUACGAAGAGUUCAGCAGCAGCCUCAGGGCUCUUAGGUGAACCCCCACCCCAUCCCAUCCUCUUCCUCCCCAGCCUUCCAUUUACCUGCCAUGUCUAACGACACCACCCUGUGGGAGGCCACUGAUUGGGUGGACACGUCCCAGUGCCCACCCUCAGUAGGCGGGGCUACUUUCCUGAUUGUAGCAUACAGUGCAGUCAUCGCAAUUGGGUUGCUGGGCAACGCGGGCCUCGUAUUUAUCAUCACCCGGCAACAGGAGUUGCGUAACGUGACUAACAUCCUGAUCGCCAACCUAUCGUGCUCGGACAUCCUCAUGUGUGUGGUGUGUCUGCCGGUCACAGUAAUCUACACGCUCAUGGAUCGUUGGGUGCUGGGAGAGGCCUUGUGCAAGGUGACUCCAUUUGUUCAGUGCAUGUCUGUGACAGUGUCCAUCUUCUCCCUUGUCCUCAUCGCCCUGGAGCGUCACCAACUGAUCCUUCACCCCACCGGCUGGACCCCUGCGGCUGGCCACUCAUAUUUUGCAGUGGGGCUCACGUGGCUGGUUGGCUGCUUCAUCUCACUGCCCUUCCUCUCCUUCAACAUCCUCACUAACGACCCCUUCCAGAACAUCAGCCUGCCCUCCAACCCAUUCAGGGACCACUUGAUCUGUAUGGAGUUGUGGCCAUCAGACAAACAUCGCCUUGCCUACACAACCUCGCUGCUGAUCUUCCAGUACUGCCUGCCGCUCCUUUUGGUGUUCCUCUGCUACCUGAGGAUCUUCAUCCGUCUGAGACGACGCAGGUCACACAGCUAUACUUUCCCUCAUGCACUUCAAAAGUCUUCUCACCACAGGGACAUGCUGGAGCGCAGCAGGAGAACUCGGGGAGCCCAAAGGAUUAACAUCAUGUUGUUGGCUAUUGUCAUCGCCUUUGCGCUGUGCUGGCUCCCUCUGAAUGUCUUCAACACUCUCUUUGACUGGCAUCACCAGGCCCUCCCAGACUGUCAGCAUGAUGCCGUCUUCUCUGCCUGUCACCUCACAGCCAUGGCAUCCACUUGCAUCAACCCCGUGGUGUACGGCUUCCUCAACAGCAAUUUCCAGCGGGAGUUGAGGACAACACUGCAGCGCUGCCAAUGUGGCACCCGGGCAGGCGAGAGCUACGAGAGCUUCCCUUUGUCCACCGUAGGCAGUGAAGGCAUAACAAAAGCUACUUCGCUCAACAGGAUGGGAUCGGUGUGUGUCCCCUCACCCAGACCUGAGAUCAGCUCAGCUCUAUUGACGAAGACAUUACCAGCUAACUCCUAACAAUGCACACCACAAAGUUCUCCGCUGAUAUCCCUGCUGUGGUUUGUCAGAACUUUGAGUUGUGUGUAGCUGACAGAAAAUUCCCAACAGCAGAUCACAAAGAACUGUUGAAAAACUUUGAGCAAGUCCAACACUGUCCUCACUGGGGCCUGACUUCAAAAUGGUUCAGAUACUAUUUCAUGGCAGUGUUUAACAGACUGUUUUACUUAUUGUGACCGUUGAUUAUCAGAAAAGGUGGAAGAACAUGUUGGAUGUAACUUCCAGAACACAAAAACGGAGGAGACCAAACUACCUGAACUUCUUGGGUCUAAAUCAUGCAACACCCCAGAAAACAGUAGACAAGUUGGCACAAAACCCAGAGUGGUGAAGACUCAAUUUGACUGUAAAUUGCAUGUGCAAAUGUGUGGUUUAACUUUUACUCCUUAUUUUUCCAAAUUGCAAGCAAGCUAUCUUGACUUAAAAUACAAUUAGACCCAAUUUCUUUUACGUAAUUAGUAUAUUUUGUGCCUUCAAAUCCGCUGGCUUACAGAUUUAUGAGUUUGUAAAACUUGGUAUAGGACUUCCUCGCAAACAGUCCACUGGAAUGAGUGGCAUGUGAAAUGGAGAUUUUUCAGAAACAACUGGUUGAUGAAAAAUGCUAAAAGAAAAUAACUACUUGUAACUUUUAUAUGAAUACAAAAAUCUUUUUCUAGAGAAACUACUGCCCCUAUCAACACAGUCUGCAAUCGUAGAAACUGACAACUUAAUUACACCAGUCCAGGGACAUGUCUGCAAAAAACACUUUUAGCCCUUAAGCCCCUAAUACCUGAAAACUUUAGUCCAAACCAAGGCUUUUAGACACUGGGAAAAAAGGCUGGAAAAGAUUAGUUUCUCUUCAAACAUAUAUGUUUGAUAAAUUGUCAGCCCCAUUUACAAAUCUGUCAGGAGAAAGAAAAGUAUGUUUGAAGUAAAAUGGAUACAUUUUCCGGCAUCAAAAAGCCUAUGUUUAGGCUACAAUUAUGGGAUCUUAAAAGGUUACAUUUGUUGUGCACUUUAAGUCUCUAGGAGUGCCGAAAAGUUGAAUGUAGUUUCUGCAGGAGCUGUGUAGAAUUUACAAUUUGUUUUGGUCAUAUUUUUCAAGCCAUUCAGUUUUCUCUAUUGUCUAAUUUAUUUGAACAAUUGCAUCACAGUAUUUGCUGCGGAACAGCUAAACAAGGUCAUGGACUUGUGGCUGACCAGUUUCGUGAGUUCGCCAUUUUUUAUUUCUUGCUGCGAUUUUGUGGUCUAAGCAGAAGGAUGCCGAAGCUACAAGAGGAUGAGUCAAAUAGUUUGGUCUUUGGAUGUAUUAACCCACAGACUUCAUCACAGUAUCCCAAAGCAUACUACUAAAAUGGCCGAACAGGGUGGAGCGGAAUGCUCUGUGACCCGGAGGGGGCCAGGCAGUGAAGUGCCUCCUUUAGAUUUAAAGAGACAGCACCAAAACGAACCACUCUCAGAUGCACCUCAGAACAGGGAUAAACGAGAGACUGUGGGGCAACAACAACAAGGAAUUCAGGCCAAAGCAUUUCAGUUCCACUUUAUAUAGACCACAACAGAAUGAUUCAAAUGUGAAAAGGAUUUAAAAGCUUGCUAUGUCAUCUUUAAUUACCUCCGUUCAGACCUUGUGCUGCGAUCAGCCUGGGUCAUCUGAUUCCAUUGUACUAAGGAUUGUCUACUUGUACCUGAUUUAGCCAGGAUGCAUAUAAAUACAAAGUCUGAACAGAGGCAAAUUGGAAAGUAAAUUUUAAUAAUAAUUAACCCCAUUGAUACGCUUAGUGAGAACUUUGAAACACUCAAAAUCAUUAGUAUUUAUUUGGAUGCUGUGGUAGAACUUUAGUCACCAUCAAUGUGCUAUAUAACUAUACACUGUAGAUGUUCUUGUCAUCUACUAAGUAAUGUAUUUGAUGUUUGGACCAUUUAGAUACUUGAAUCACUUGAGUGUCUUAGUUUCAAAUAGAAAAUAUCUGUGAGUAUAGAUAUUGUUCUUAUUGACACUCUUCUGCCUUACUUUGUCUGAAUAAAGUAAAACCUUGUAGGAUGUUUUAAUGUUAAGUUGGCUACCAUUCAGAGGUUUGAGCAAAUAUAACCAAUAAAUUCAACAUGAAUGAAUUCCCCUUUUUUGUGGGAAAAUACAUAAAGGUACUUUUAAAUAACUGACAUUUAUAGAUGUAAUCCAUUCAAACAAGACUGUGGGAAUUGAUAUUAAAGUUGGCGAUCUGUACAGCCCUAUACCAGGUCAGAAAGUAAUGUCACUUUUUGAGCAAUCCAAGGCAAACUGGCUACAUGAGAGGUGAACCGAGAGCACAUUGAUAUCUCCCGAACAUUUCAUAGAACAGAGAGCAAGAACAAGAUGUUUUAUAUGACAACCACUAGGUCAGUGCCAUCAAUUAAAACAUAUUCAUGUAUUGCCCCAAGAGCCAAGUACAACUCCUCUCCAUAGUUGUCAAUCCUGGCCUUCAUGCUACAAAUUAUAUUGCAUGAUUUGCAGAUGAAUCAAAAUUUCUAAACCAACAUUCACCAUUAAAUUUCCAAAACGGUAAAUUUGGUUGAGAAACCUAAGGCUUGUGAUCAAACCAGAGAUGGUAUGUUCAAUUAAUCAAACAUCAGUUAUAUCACUUUCUGUUUGUGUGUUCAUGCAUAGUACAGUGCUGGGAAAAGGUGUUUGCCCCUUUUACAAAUUUAUUCUGUUUUUGCAUUUUUGUUACACUUACAUUUUUAUAUUUGUCCAUCUGUGCACAGGGCCUUAGGGGCAGUACCUAUCUCUUAAUGGUAAUUGGAAAAGAGGCGGGGUAAUCCCCGGACAAUUUGCCACACCAUGUUUCCGAUCAUCAAACUAAUUUUGCUGUCAGACAAAGAUGACCUCAGUAAAUGCGGUAAAAAGUUUUUAAUGUUUUCUUUUGUUGUGAGAAAAAAAAGUUAUCCAAACUGACUUGGCCCUAUCUGUCUAUAUAAUGGCCCACACAUUCAUUCUUAAAUGUAUUGGCUGUGAUUAACCAUAUUUGUCUACUCAUCAGUUUUUGAGUACAAGUAUACUUGGGUUAUGAAACAAGACAAACAUCUAACAAAAUCCAACAAGUUCACCACUGAAUGGCUCAAAGAAGUGGUCUAGUCAAAGUCUGGAUCCAAAUCCAUAUGAGAUGCUGUGGCAUGGCUAUAAAUAGGCCAUUCAUACAUACAAACUCUCCAAAUAGGUAGAUGUAUUCAAGUGGAGUCUUUUCUUAAAGUAACUGUGCUCAGCUUAAGUCUGUUAAGGAUGCCAUAAAUUUCCCCGUAUGUGCAUCCCUUCUCCUCAACAAGUAUCCUUGUCCUAAACUAAACACAGAUGUUAAUCUAACAUUUCAGAUCAGCGGUUCCCAAACUUUUUUAGCCACGCACCCCCUUCUGUGUUCCAACACAGAAGGGGGUGACACAACCCCAAUCUUCAAAAAAAUCAAAGAAAAAAUCAAAUGCAACAAGUCUUUUCAUAGCCACAUUAAAGGCAGCAUGCUCAAAUGAC
Messenger RNA from Fundulus heteroclitus (mummichog), 5116 nucleotides. It is a transcript of the gene npy8ar, whose product is annotated as neuropeptide Y receptor Y8a. The transcript has 5 exons. The coding region runs from base 412 to 1602 and encodes 396 amino acids. Gene Ontology annotation, cellular component: neuron projection; plasma membrane. Gene Ontology annotation, molecular function: neuropeptide Y receptor activity; neuropeptide binding. NCBI's taxonomy places the organism in Eukaryota, Metazoa, Chordata, Actinopteri, Cyprinodontiformes, Fundulidae. The record is from RefSeq and is a predicted model, not a curated record. Gene Ontology annotation, biological process: G protein-coupled receptor signaling pathway.